AUGAGCAGGGAAGAGAACCAACAUUUUGUGGGAGACUCCUAUGUGCGCCACGGUGCCAGCUGCUUUCCCCAGUAUCUUUUAAUUCCAUUUUGCAUGGAAACACUAAGGCCCAGAAGGAACAAGAGAGUGGCAGGAGGAAAGGUCACUUUGCCUCACAACUGACAUCAACUGGGGCUUCCAGAAAAAGACACGGAUAUUGAAUGGCUGCUCACCGAUAAUGAAGGCAACCAAAAAGUGGUGAUCACUUACUCCAGUCGUCACGUCUACAAUAACUUGACUGAGGAACAGAAGGGCCGAGUGGCCUUUGCUUCCAAUUUCCUGGCAGGAGACGCCUCCUUGCAGAUUGAACCUCUGAAGCCCAGUGAUGAGGGCCGGUACACCUGUAAGGUUAAGAAUUCAGGGCGCUACGUGUGGAGCCAUGUCAUCUUAAAAGUCUUAGUGAGACCAUCCAAGCCCAAGUGUGAGCUGGAAGGAGAGCUGACAGAAGGAAGUGACCUGACUUUGCAGUGUGAGUCAUCCUCUGGCACAGAGCCCAUUGUGUAUUACUGGCAGCGAAUCCGGGAGAAGGAGGGAGAGGAUGAACGUCUGCCUCCCAAAUCUAGGAUUGACUACAACCACCCUGGGCGAGUUCUGCUGCAGAAUCUUACCAUGUCCUCCUCCGGACUCUACCAGUGCACAGCAGGCAACGAAGCUGGGAAGGAAAGCUGUGUGGUACGAGUAACUGUACAGUAUGUACAAAGCAUCGGCAUGGUUGCAGGAGCAGUGACAGGCAUAGUGGCUGGAGCCCUGCUGAUUUUCCUCUUGGUGUGGCUGCUAAUCCGAAGGAAAGACAAAGAAAGAUAUGAGGAAGAAGAGAGACCUAAUGAAAUUCGAGAAGAUGCUGAAGCUCCGAAAGCCCGUCUUGUGAAACCCAGCUCCUCUUCCUCAGGCUCUCGGAGCUCACGCUCUGGUUCUUCCUCCACUCGCUCCACAGCAAAUAGUGCCUCACGCAGCCAGCGGACACUGUCAACUGAUGCAGCACCCCAGCCAGGGCUGGCCACCCAGGCAUACAGCCUAGUGGGGCCAGAGGUGAGAGGUUCUGAACCAAAGAAAGUCCACCAUACUACCAUGACCAAAGCAGAAACCACACCCAGCAUGAUCCCCAGCCAGAGCAGAGCCUUCCAAACGGUCUGAAUUAGAAUGGACUUGACUCCCACACUUUCCUAGGAGUCAGGGUCUCUGGACUCUUCUCGUCUUUGGAGCUCAAGUCACCAGCCACACAACCCCCUCGAACCAGAUGAGAGGUCAUUUAAGUAGCAGUGAGCAUUGCACAGAAGAGAUUCAGAUAAGCACUUUUCUUAUAUGAUACCAAACAAGCAAAAGGAUGUAAGCUGAUUCAUCUCCAAAAAGGCAUCUCAUUGUGCCUUUAGACCAGAGUAAGGGAAAGCAGGAGUCCAAAUCUAUUUGUUGACCAGGACCUGUGGUGAGAAGGUUGGGGAAAGGUGAGGUGAAUAUACCUAAAACUUUUCACGUGGGAUAUUUUGUAUCAGUGCUUUGAUUCACAACUUUCAAGAGGAAAUGGGAGGCUGUUUGUAAAUUUUCUAUGCAUUUCUGCAAACUUAUUGGAUUACUGCAAUUAUUCAGACAGUCAAGCAGAACCCACAGCCUUAUUACACCUGUCUGCACCAUGUACUGAACUAACCACUUCUAAGAAACUCCAAAAAAGGAAACAUGUGUCUUCCAUUCUGACUUAACUUCAUUUGUCCUAAAGUUCAGAUAUUAAUUUCAAGGGGAGUUGUAAUAGUGGGAGAUGGAGAAGAGUGAAUGAGUUUCUUCCACUCUAUACUAAUCUCACUACUUGUAUUGAGCCCAAAAUAACUGAAAGGAGACAAAAAUUUAUGACAAAGGAUUGUGAAGAGCUUUCCAUCUUCAAGAUGUUAUGAGGAUUGGUGACAAACAUUAGAAAUAUAUAAUGGAGCAACUGUGGAUUUUCCCUCAAAUCAAAUGCCUCUAAGGACUUUCCUGCUAGAUAUUUCUGGAAGGAGAAAAUACAACAUGUCAUUUAUCAACGUCCUUAGAAAGGAUUCUUCCAGAGAAAAAGGGAUCUAGGAAUGCUGAAAGAGUAACCAACAUACCAUUAUAGUCUAUUCUUUCUGAGAACAUGUGAAACCAGAAUUGCAAGACUGGGUGGCCUAGAAAAGGAGAUUAGAUCAAACUUCUCUUAAUAUGUCAAGGAAGGUAGCUGGGCAUGGUGCCAGGCACCUGUAGGAAAAUCCAGCACGUGGAGGUUGCAGUGAGACAAGAUUGUGCCAUUGCACUCCAGCCUGGGUGACAGAGCGAGACUCCAUCUCCCCAAAAAAAAAAAAAAAAAAAAAGUCAAGGAAGGAUAAAAGGAAGUUCAGUAUUGUACCACACUUGGAACUUCCUCCAUUUCUUCCAUUUUAGAAGGAUGUGAACCUGGAACUUUUGAUGAUUCUAAGCCUUAAAUUAUCAAAAAGAUCAGGGAUUGCCAAUGCUUCUAAUGGCACUGCAAGUAUAUAUCAUAAUCAUUCC
Molecule: messenger RNA, 2532 nt
Organism: Chlorocebus sabaeus (green monkey)
Lineage: Eukaryota; Metazoa; Chordata; Mammalia; Primates; Cercopithecidae
Source: RefSeq, a predicted model, not a curated record